AUGUCGGCGCCUUCGACCCGUUUUAUGAAAACGACUGAAAAAAUCCACUCUCACAAGGGAGGUCACAAGGCGCCGGAAGAUCCACCCAGUUACGUGUAUCCCUGCGGAAAAAGUCACGAAGAGGAAAUGAAUAAAUAUUAUUCAAAUUCGAGAGAAAGCGAUCCGGAAAUUCUCAAACACAUUAUUAUAAGAACUAAAAGCGCUCUCUCAUAUGCCGAAAGUUUCAGGGAUAGAUACGUUGAGAGUACGUUUCAUUUGUCAUUUCAUCAACACCACGCUCAAUGGGUCAAUCACAAAUACGAUUGGCUUCCGAAUGAGGGAAACGGAAUUCCCAAAAGGUUGGGAAAAAACGUUGAUCCCAUACAUUUGGAAAGCAAAACCUUCGAUGAGUUUCUCGUUAACAUAUACGAACAUUUGCAAAAAUUUGCGGUUGGUCUCGAACAAGUAGUCUGGGAUCAGAAAAAAACCAACGGAAAAUUUCAGGAAAAUUUCCGAAUGUCAGAAAUUCAUUUGAGAAAUGUUCUCUGCGAAAUUCGGAUGGCCAUGAUUGAAAGAAACGUCACUCCGAGAGAUCACGUUCCCAGGAGCAUAAUGAAAGAUGAUUUUAGACAUCUCGAAUCAGCUUCCUACAGGAAUCUAAGAGAUUGGUUCAUAUUUCGUGAUUUGAUGAACAGUCUCGAAUAUGUUAUACAAGUUUUUACUUUUAUCGAAGAAAAUCUUCCUUCAUCAUCGACGACCGCGUCCUCAUCAACAUCAUCAUCAUCGACAUCGUGA
Messenger RNA from Pediculus humanus corporis (human body louse), 774 nucleotides. RefSeq lists its product as uncharacterized. The transcript has 3 exons. Bases 1 to 774 code for a protein of 257 amino acids. Lineage: Eukaryota; Metazoa; Arthropoda; Insecta; Psocodea; Pediculidae. The record is from RefSeq and is a predicted model, not a curated record.